This is a messenger RNA of Oreochromis niloticus (Nile tilapia), 1740 nucleotides long. It is a transcript of the gene pla2g15, whose product is annotated as phospholipase A2, group XV. Gene Ontology annotation, biological process: lipid metabolic process. The coding region runs from base 205 to 1458 and encodes 417 amino acids. Lineage: Eukaryota; Metazoa; Chordata; Actinopteri; Cichliformes; Cichlidae. The transcript is spliced from 7 exons. The record is from RefSeq and is a predicted model, not a curated record.
UGGCGGGGGGGCACUUUCUUAAAGGCGUAACUGUUUUUUGCUGGACACCGUUUGCUCUUAAAAUCCGGAACUCGUGAUCAUUCCCGUUGAGUGCUCGUCGACAGAGGUAGUUUACCCGCAGCUGUGGGCUUUAGCAGCAAACCGCAGCCGGCUCCACACACCGCGGAGGUAUUAUGCUCUUCAGGCUAUGAGAUAUCAGGAGUCAUGGCGGGUUGGCACCGGGUAACUGCCUUCUGUGUCGGGCUUUUAUUAAUGCUGCUGUCGGCACCCAGCUCCGAGAAACCGGCGGGGAAAUGUCUCGGCGAAAAGCCUCGUUCACCCCCCAAACCCCCGGUCGUCCUCAUUCCAGGAGAUCUGGGAAACCAGCUGGAGGCAAAGCUGGACAAACCCACUGUGGUCCAUUACAUCUGCUACAAGAAGACUAACACAUACUUCACACUGUGGCUCAACCUGGAGCUGCUGGUGCCUGUAGCCAUAGACUGCUGGAUAGACAACAUUAGGCUGAUCUACAACCAGACCACACACACCACCUCUUCCCCACCAGGUGUGGACAUCCGCGUCCCUGGGUUCGGGAAGACCUUCUCAUUGGAGUACCUGGAUCCCAGCAAACGCAGUGUGGGAAUGUAUUUCUUCAGUAUAGUGCAGGCACUGGUAGACUGGGGUUACACCAGAGAUGAUGAUGUCAGAGGAGCACCCUAUGAUUGGAGGAAAGCGCCCAAUGAGAAUAAAGAUUAUUUCUUGAAGCUGCAAAAUAUGAUUGAAGAGAUGGUGGAGAAGGCCGGUGAGCCUGUGGUGCUCAUAGCGCACAGCAUGGGCAACCUGUACACUCUGUAUUUCCUCAACCAGCAGCCACAGGCUUGGAAGGAUCGGUACAUCAAGGCUUUCGUCUCUCUCGGAGCGCCAUGGGCCGGCGUAGUGAAGACCUUGCGUGUGGUCAUCUCUGGUGAUAAUGACCACAUCCCAGUGAUCAGCCCGCUCAAGAUUCGCUCCCAGCAACGUUCUGCUGUCUCCACCAAUUGGCUGUUUCCCUUUGUUCGCUCCUGGCCCAAAGAUAAGGUCUUGGUCCAGACACCUACCGCCAACUACACUGUGCAGGACUACCAUCGACUCUACUCUGACAUCAAUUUUGAGGACGGCUGGAUGAUGCAGCAGGACACAGAAUCGCUGGUGGCUGACUUUACACCCCCCGGCGUGCCUGUCCACUGUCUGUAUGGUGUAGGCAUUCCCACCCCUGAAGCAUUUCAGUACUCCGAAAAGUUCCCAGACGUGGACCCCACAGUGGUGAACGGCGAGGGGGACGGGACGGUAAACCUGCACAGCGCCCUCCAGUGCAAACGCUGGAUAGGAAAGCAGAAGCAGCCUGUGAUGUUGGUCGAACUUCCACAAAAUGAGCACGUUAACAUGCUGCUCAAUGUGACAACUGUGGACUAUAUUAAGAAAGUGGUGUUUUCUCCGUGAUGCUGGCUGGCAGGCAGACGGCUCUGUUCGCCUUACACUGACGCGCGGAGCCAGACGGGAACUGACGUCUCACCUGUCUGAACAAUGAUUGCCAAAUAUUCUCCGGUUAUGCCGCAAUGCUCAAGGAAAGUAUUAAGGUUCUUUAGGACAAAUGCAGGAUGAUAUUUUUUUUCAAAUUGAUUUUUAUAGCUGUUACUCUAAAGUUGUAACUCUACAUGCAAAGAUUUUAACUAGAUUCACAUGUGCUUUAAUAAAUGAGCGAUGUUUUGAUCUUGAAUGAGA